Molecule: messenger RNA, 1305 nt
Organism: Rhincodon typus (whale shark)
Lineage: Eukaryota; Metazoa; Chordata; Chondrichthyes; Orectolobiformes; Rhincodontidae
Gene: gtf2h4
Product: general transcription factor IIH, polypeptide 4
Exons: 11
Coding region: 147-1280 (377 amino acids)
Biological process (GO): nucleotide-excision repair
Cellular component (GO): transcription factor TFIIH core complex; transcription factor TFIIH holo complex
Molecular function (GO): ATPase activator activity; double-stranded DNA binding
Source: RefSeq, a predicted model, not a curated record
UAUCGGGCGUCUUGGUGACGUCAUCAGGAGGCGGCGACCUAGGGUCCGCGCAUGCGCGGGCUCACUUCCAGCUUCCCUUUGAGUGACAAAAGGGAGAGAUUGUACCUAUUCAGGAAAAACAAAGCACCCCAGCCCCCUGACAGACCAUGCAGCGGGAGAAGCUGAAAUGUAAGAACCUGCAUGAGUACAUGAGGAGCCUCAGCCCCAGCAUCCUGGACAAACUCUACAACCAUCCAGCAACGUGCCUGGCUGUCUUCAGGGAGCUGCCAGCCCUGGCUCAGAGUUACGUGAUGCGGCUGUUGUUCUUGGAUCAACCCUUGCCCCAGGCUGCCGUCACCUUCUGGGUGAAGAAAGAUAACCAACGAGAUCACGAUGAGUGCAUGAACAUCCUGAUGGGGCUUCGACUGUGGCAUUCCCAGCAGCUUCCCGGUGGACUCCAGGGCCUGGUCCUCAACCCUAUCUUCAAAGAGAACCUGCGCAUUGCACUUCUUGGGGGCGGCAAGCCCUGGGCAGAUGACACCAGUCAACUGGGACCUGACAAACAUGCUCGAGACAUCCCUUCCCUGGACAAGUACGCCAUGGAGCGUUGGGAGGUGGGUCGGUGCGCUCUGGGUUUAAUUGCACACUUUUCGUUAGCACAGUAUGGUGAGCAGAGACUCACAUUUGCCCCCACUUUUCCCCCUCUCUUUCACAGCGAAGCAUCUGAGGCUCCCUGCAUCACCUCAGCCGGCUUCCAGUUCCUCCUGCUCGAUACGUCCUCCCAGCUCUGGUACUUCAUGCUUCAGUACCUUCAGACAGCCGAGUCUCGCAACAUGGACCUGGUUGAGAUCCUAUCCUUCGUGUUCCAGCUCAGCUUCUCCACACUGGGCAAGGAUUACUCCGUGGAAGGAAUGAGUGACUCCCUGCUGACGUUCCUGCAGCACCUGAGGGAAUUUGGCCUCGUCUUCCAGAGAAAGCGUAAGUCACGACGAUUCUACCCAACUCGCUUGGCCAUUAACCUGGCGUCUGGAGUGUCCGGCAGCUCGGUGGAUGUGCACCGUCAGGGAUUCAUCGUUGUGGAGACAAACUACAGGAUCUACGCUUACACCGACUCGGAGCUGCAGCUGGCUCUCAUCGCACUGUUCUCCGAAAUGCUGUAUCGCUUUCCCAACAUGGUGGUGGCUCAGCUCAGCCGAGAGAGUGUGCAGCAGUCCAUCGCCAACGGGAUCACUGCCGAGCAGAUUAUCCACUUCCUGCGGACGAGAGCCCACUCGGUCAUGAUGAAGGAGGUGAGUCAUUAACUUGUGGCUAUCUCUCCGGGGUGGG